ACACGACACCCACUUCUCUUCUUCCUUCCUUCCCCUCCACACACGACACAGUCAAACUCUCCCGAGAUCUUCUCUUGUCGAAUUUUGGGGGUAAAUAAGCUCCUUCGGUCUCCUGAUAAUCAUCAAUUUUUCUGUCGAGAAAAAGCAAAGUGGGAAACUUUCUUGAAAUGGGAAAGAGUGCUUCCGUUGCUGCCCUGAUAGUUGUGUUGACAAUGGCGGUGUGCUCAGAGGUGGGCCUGUGUUGGGAAGAAGAAGCGAAGGAGCGGAUGAAUCACGCGGUUGAUUGGGCUCGUGACAAGUUCUCUGAGGGGCUUAAGAUCAGACAAGACACGGCUCAAAAUGUGAUGGAUAAGGCUGGGGAUGCUGCUUCAAGAGCGACAGGGACCAUCAUUAACCAAGACAUGGCUCAAAACGGGAUGGAUGAGGCUGGGGAUGCUGCUUCAAGAGCAACAGGGACCAUCAACUCAGCUGCUUCUGAGACAUCGAAGUACGUUUCUGAGAAGGCUGGUGAAAUGGGAAGCUCCACCUCUGAGCAUGCAAAGGAAGCCAUUAAAAUGGCUUCGGAGACGGCUAACAAUGCCAAAGAGUCGAUGCAGGACAUCACAGGAUAUGGCAAGGAUGAGAAAUCUGCCAAUGCUGAUUCCGCCACCAUGAUGGGAAACUGGAAGUCAAAUGAGAUAGAAGAAGCCUAUGAGGAAGCUCUUAAAAGGGUUGGGCAAUCGUAUGGAGCGGCAAAGGAGACUGUGUCUGACCGGGCCAAGUCCACUUACGAGGCUGCGAAGGAGGCUGCUUCGGAGGCGACAGGAAAACUGGGGUCGGAGAUGAGGAAGGAAACUGCUGAGCUUUGAGGGCUUCAUCAGGGACCUGUAAGUUUUAUGUUAGUACUGGCCUGUUUGGGCUACGAGUCUUCUUUGUAGUUGUUAUGUUGUACUCGAAUCUGUAUUCCUCUAGCAUAUAUAGCUUAUAGCUCUAGAGAAGAAGGAGAAUGAUUCCUGGCUUAAUAAUACAAUGUAGAGAAUAAUCUACAGCCUUUAUGAAUAGAAAUGCUUCCUUGGCAUA
This is a messenger RNA of Punica granatum (pomegranate), 1059 nucleotides long. The record is from RefSeq and is a predicted model, not a curated record. NCBI's taxonomy places the organism in Eukaryota, Viridiplantae, Streptophyta, Magnoliopsida, Myrtales, Lythraceae.